AUAAAAUUCAGAGGAAAAUAUGGAUCCAGUUGGUGUUCAGUUUGCACCUAUUAUGUCAGAAAACCAUUAUGAUUUACAUGGACCGUUAUCCAGUGGGUACACAUUUGUUCAACCAAAUUUGUGGACUAAUCGAGAGGACCGGAAUUACGUUCCACCACAUCAAAAUAAUGAACAUUUAUUACGUUCUGGAAAUACAGUAGACGACAAUGCAAAUAUUCAAAAUAAAAUGGACUCCCAAGAAAAAGAAUGGGAAAAUAAUUCUAAAGAAGAUAUAAAGGAAUUCGAUAACACUACCUCUGAACAGACAACACAAAAACAGUCGCAGGUGGCAUCAACCCUCAAAUGGUUAACAGAUAAUUAUGAACGAGCCGAAGGUGUAUGUUUACCUCGGUGUGUUCUGUAUACACAUUAUCUCGACUUCUGUAAGAAAGUCAAGUUUACUCCAGCGGGAGCAGCCACAUUUGGAAAGCUCAUCCGACAGAAGUUUCCGAAGCUGACAACAAGGCGUCUUGGUACUCGUGGACAAUCCAAGUAUCACUACUAUGGCAUAGGUAUUAAGGAGACAUCAAUAUAUUACCACUCUGUUUAUGCAGGGAAAGGUUUGACAAGAUUUUCUGGUGUGAAGAUAAAAACAGAGGGGUCAAACAGGAAGUACUCUUUAAGUUCAAAAACUGGAACUUUAUUACCAGAGUUUCCUGAUGCUAGCAAUCUUAUCGUAGAAGACGGUGUCGAUCGGGACAAGCUGUACACUUUUAUCCUGAUGUAUAGAACACAUUGUCAAAGAAUUCUGGACACAGUAAUCAGUGCAAACUUUGAUGAGGUGCAAAACUUCUUAUUACAUUUUUGGCAAGGAAUGCCCGAGCAUCUAUUGGAUAUUUUAAAAGCUAGUAUGAUCGCAGAUAUAAUUGGGUUAUGCGAUUCAAUACUGUACAAGGUUAUGAUAGACGUUCUUAUUCCUACAACCAUCCAAGAUUUACCUGAAAGUUUAGCUGCAGAAUUGAAAAUGUUUGUUAAGAAAUUGCCAUACUGGAUAGAAAAUGCUUUAGAGGACUCACCAGAACAUUUGCUCAAUAAAAAGAUAGAAGUUACAAAAGGAUUUAUACAAAGCAUCAAAAGACAAAUAUCGUUUAUACAGUUAGCUCAAACAACAAGGAGCGUUUUGAUGAAUCACGAUUUAGCUAAUCAGAUGAUAGAAGAUAUAGCGGAAAUUAAUUUUUUAGAGAUAUGUUGUCAAGCUGGAUUUAUAGAACCACAUUCUACAGAAACAUUCAGGGAAUCCAUACAAGACUUUUUUGAUGAGUUCCAGAAUCUUCUAACAAAACAGGCCCCUAUUGAAGGUUACACUGAAUGGCUGGAUACAAUUAUUGAUACAUGUGUUUUACAGGCAGGUAAAUCCAGUAAAUUGACUUUUCGUGACAAAGCAGCAAGGUUUCUGUUACAGUGGACUGUGUUCAGUUCUUUAUUUAUGAGAGAUAUGACAUUGCAUAGUGCUACAAGUUUCGGAUCUUUCCAUUUAAUUCGUUUGAUGUUUGACGAGUAUGUCUUCCUUGUCAUGGAAACUCAACAACAACAAACCAAAGAUCAAGUUCUGCAGAAAAAUUUGAAACGAAUUAUGAAGAAUGCAGAGGAAAUAAAGACGCAAGCGAAGCACAGAACACCUUCAUCUAAACUGCAACAUUCACCAAAGAAUAGAAAGCGUAAACACAGCGAUGAGCAAUAUGAAAGCACAGAUGAAGCUGACAUUAGAGGCCAGGAUGAGAACCGACACAUCUUGCCAAAUAAUAACAAUUACAUGCCAAUGGCUGGAACAGCGUUCUCUAGACCAGUUCCGUCGAGUAUUCGUGAUCAAUGUGCUUUAUCAUUCGCCGAGGAGUCUUGUCGAGGAAAUGUAACCAAUCCGUCCUUGUCAUUGUCACCACUUAAACAUUAUACACCUUUUAAUAGUGCUUCAUUUGACAGACCUACUUAUUUAUCUCAAUAUGGACUGAACUCUUACAAUGACAUAAUAGGAUCCGGCAGUGGUCUUACAGCGACUAGAAUGCAGCCGUACACGGACUCACAUUCCCAGUCAUUUAGUCAUAUUCCAUUUAGUGCUAGCAUGCCCCAGCCCCCAAGUGCGUACUGGACAACAGACAGUCGGCCACAUACUUAUCACGAUCAUUAUACACCGUAUAGUUAUAACAAACUAACAACUCCGUAUGAAACUCUUAACAAAGGCUCGUUUCUAAGGGGUGCCGCUUACCAGGACGUUCUGAACAGAGCCACAUUAGAAUCACAUCGACCAUACUAUAGAAGUCAUCAUGAUUAUAAUCAAGUAAAUGGUCAUUUAUCUGUGAACGGUUACAACAGUACGUUUAUGGAUAUAGCUCAACCUUCUCCCCAAUAUGGCCGCCAGGAGUCGCUCUUUUACCAAGAUGAUCUGUAUUCAGGGACUAUAGGAACACCAUUCUCUACAAUGACAAAGCCAUAUUUAACAGCAACUUUUAGAUGAUAUAAAUGUUUUUGAUAUUGAUUUGCUCAAACUGUCAAUAAAAUUAUUUAUUGCUUAUA
This is a messenger RNA of Mytilus californianus (California mussel), 2550 nucleotides long. RefSeq names its product DNA-binding protein RFX6-like. The record is from RefSeq and is a predicted model, not a curated record. The transcript has 19 exons. Bases 20 to 2491 code for a protein of 823 amino acids. NCBI's taxonomy places the organism in Eukaryota, Metazoa, Mollusca, Bivalvia, Mytilida, Mytilidae. Gene Ontology annotation, molecular function: RNA polymerase II cis-regulatory region sequence-specific DNA binding; DNA-binding transcription factor activity, RNA polymerase II-specific. Gene Ontology annotation, biological process: regulation of transcription by RNA polymerase II.